GUACACAGCCUGUUUGCAGGUGGUAGUACUGGUUCAAGGGCUGACGCCCACUCACCAGAGGCCGGACGUCCGACGUCCGGCCUCUGUCGCAUCGCUCACGUCCAAAAUUAGUGACCGUACACAGCCUGCAAGAGCAGGUGGUAGUACUGGUUCAUGGAGGUAGCUUUGCAACUGCCCAGGUUUGUUCCCUUGCCGUCUUCUUGUUCACCGUACAGAGCCUACACACUCAGGUGAAAGUACUGGUGCAAGAAGCUUUACGCUCGGGAACUGCCCGGUUUUUCUCCCUUGCUAUCUUUCUUCUAUUUGUUGAAACCCUUGUCCGAAGAUGCCGCCCGAACCGGUUGUUCUCAAGAAGCCUGCCCUCGACCCUCCGGACGCCGUAGAUGCCCCUCCUCCAACUUUUAACCCAUUCCAAUGGAGUAAAGUGGACCUUCUUCGCUGGGGAUCUAUCCUGGGCAACAUAGUUUUUGGAUGGAACGUUGGGACUGUUCGUUCCGUACCCCCGCGUGCCAUGAAUCUUUUAUAUCGGACCCAAACGGUUGGGCGGAAUCAAAGAGGCUCUCGUCCUGAGAAUGCUUGGACUGCUGAUGCACCUGGAGCUCCACCGGCGCCGGAUCCUUUUGUUGCUUAUGUCGAUUCCUUGCUUCAGAGUGUCAUAGGAAACAAUGCAGCACAUCGAGCGAGAUAUACUCAGAAAAACCAAUUUCGUAAAUUAAACAUAGAAUGAUAUCCAUAAGUAAUAAUAUCUAAUAGUCCACAAUUAAAUCCGUCGCUCUAAGCAAAAUAGAAAAUAAC
This is a messenger RNA of Spizellomyces punctatus DAOM BR117, 795 nucleotides long. RefSeq lists its product as uncharacterized. Bases 326 to 727 code for a protein of 133 amino acids. The record is from RefSeq and is a predicted model, not a curated record. The transcript has a single exon. Lineage: Eukaryota; Fungi; Chytridiomycota; Chytridiomycetes; Spizellomycetales; Spizellomycetaceae.